AUGGCAAACACAACUCUUCCGUUGAGCACCAACCACAGUGCUUUCCCUCUAUCCUCCCUUGAGGAAUUGACUUCACCAUGGGCACUUAUAGCCCUGGUAGGAGGACUAUACAUGCUCUCCUCCAUCUUCGCGCAGAUAUUCGGUUACAAGUAUCCCAUCUUUGGUAUAUCCUCUCAGCUUGAGCCCAUUGUAGUGUCCAACUUUCGAUUCUUCCGCCGCGCCGAGGACAUUUUGAAUGAGGGCUACCAAGCAUGCAAGGGCAAGAUCUUCCAGUUCAGAAGAGCCGAUACGGACAUGCUCGUGCUGCCGUACAAAUAUGUCGAGGACAUCCGCAAGCUCCCCAACUCGGUAGCCAGCCCUACCGUCGCCCACGUCCACAAUCUCAUGGGCUCCUCCACGAACAUGCACAUUAUCCUCCGCAGCAACCUGCAUUUCCGCACUCUUCAGCUCAAGCUCACGCCCAACCUCAACUCGCUCACGAGGCCUAUGCAAGAGGAGGUGAACUUUGCCGUGGAGAAAGAACUCACCGAGUCUGAAGACGAAUGGGUGACUAUCAAGCCGUACCACACCAUCCUCGACUUUGUCGCUCGUGUGAGCGCCCGGAUCUUCCUUGGCAAGCCGCUCUGCCGCGAUCCGGAGUGGCUCGAGGUUUCUACGCAGUUCACCGAAAACGUGUUUGUGUCUCUGGUCUUCUUGCGGCUCUUCCCGAUGUGGACGCAUGGCUUCCUCAACUGGUUCAUGCCCUCGUCGUACAAGGGAACCGCCUACGUCAGGAAGGCCAAGAAGCUGCUUGUCCCCGAGAUCAACCGCCGCCGCAGCCUGGAGGCCCAGGGACACGUCUUCGCAGAGGAGGAGAAGCACAACCUCCUGUCCUGGAUGAUGGAGAUUGCCACGCCCAGCGAAAGCGACGCGUCGGCCCUCGCCCACCUCGAGGUCGUCAUGUCGCUGGCGUCGAUACACACGUCGCAGAUGAACGCGGUGCACUGCCUCUACGACCUCUUGGCCCACCCAGAGUUCCUCGAGCCGAUCCGAGAAGAGAUCCGCGCCGUGGUGGCCGAAGCAGGCCCCUGGAUGACCUGGUCCAAGCCGCAGUUCUCGAGACUCCGCCGGCUCGACUCGUUCAUGCGCGAGUCGCAGCGCUUCAACCCGCCAACCCUCCUCUCCAUGCACCGCGUCAUGCUGCACGACGCAAAGCUCUCGGACGGCACGGUCCUGCCCAGGGGCGCCCACAUCAGCAUGCCGGUCAACUCGAUCCAGAACGACCCCGAGGUGACGCCCGAGCCGGAAAGGUUCGACGGCUUCCGGUACUACAACCUGCGCCAGAACGAGGGCCAGGGCCACCUGCACCAGUUCUCGACGACGCAGGACCGCAUCCUCAACUUUGGGCACGGCCCGAACGCGUGCCCGGGGCGCUUCUUUGCCAGUCUUGAGAUCAAGAUUAUUCUUGUGCGGCUGCUGAUGGACUACGAGUUCAAGCUCAAGCAUGGGAAUGAGCGGCCGGCGAAUCUACGCGCCCAUGAGUUCAUUUUUCCGAAUCCUGAUGCGGAGAUAUUGAUGCGUCGCCGGCCUGCUGCGGAACGACUGCCGCUGUACUGA
Trichoderma citrinoviride is the source of this 1596-nucleotide messenger RNA. RefSeq names its product cytochrome P450. Gene Ontology annotation, molecular function: monooxygenase activity; heme binding; iron ion binding. The record is from RefSeq and is a predicted model, not a curated record. NCBI's taxonomy places the organism in Eukaryota, Fungi, Ascomycota, Sordariomycetes, Hypocreales, Hypocreaceae. The transcript has 3 exons. Bases 1 to 1596 code for a protein of 531 amino acids.